Carassius auratus (goldfish) is the source of this 1087-nucleotide messenger RNA. Its product is annotated as LHFPL tetraspan subfamily member 5 protein-like. Gene Ontology annotation, cellular component: plasma membrane. Bases 386 to 1087 code for a protein of 233 amino acids. The transcript is spliced from 2 exons. Gene Ontology annotation, biological process: sensory perception of sound; detection of mechanical stimulus involved in sensory perception. Lineage: Eukaryota; Metazoa; Chordata; Actinopteri; Cypriniformes; Cyprinidae. The record is from RefSeq and is a predicted model, not a curated record.
UGUUAUUAAAGACACAGUCGGACUGUAGACUUGUCUGUCUAUUUUCAGUGAAUCCCAUUAACACAGAGUAUGACAGGGAGCUGUUUUAGUCACAGCCGAUGAGUCAGUUCUCUAGGUUUGAGACACAGCCAGAGUGCAACUCUACACCUCCAUUAAUUAAUAAUCCAGUGAUCUCCGAGCACCACACGGUGCUUGUCUGAAUGAAGAGAGCACUUGCAUCAGCUUGCAAACUUUCUCUUCUGUCGGAUCCAAUGAGCACACUUUAUUUCAAGCAGUUCUGGAGUUUGAUUAUCAUUUCUCUAAGCCACUACUAGUUGUUUGUUCUCUACUGUCUGAAUAUUGCUUUUAACGCACACCUUCGGGUGGCCCGUCAUCUCCGGCAAACAUGACUAAAAUGUUAUCGGCCCAGGAGGCUGCCAAGAUCUAUCACACGAAUUACGUGAGAAACGCCAGGGCCGUUGGUGUUCUGUGGACUAUCUUCACCAUCUGCUUCGCCAUCAUCUGUGUGGUGGUCUUCAUUCAGCCUUACUGGAUUGGAGACAGCGUUGACACCCCUCAGUCCGGAUACUUUGGGCUUUUUCACUACUGCAUUGGGAACCCCAUCACAGGAGAGCUGGUGUGUAAGGGCAGCGCUUUGGACUUUGGAUCUAUACCUUCAGGUGCCUUCAAAACCGCUAUGUUCUUCGUUGGGAUCUCUUUGCUGCUGAUCGUGGGGACUAUUGUCUGCUUCAGUUUGUUCUUCUUCUGCAACUCAGGCAGCGUCUACAAGAUCUGUGCAUGGAUGCAGCUGGCAGCUGCGACUUGUAUGGUGAUAGGCUGCAUGAUCUACCCGGACGGCUGGGACUCAGAGGAGGUGAAGAGGAUGUGUGGUCAGCGGACGGAUAAAUACACGCUGGGGAACUGCACAGUGCGCUGGGCCUACAUCCUGGCCAUCAUCAGCAUCAUGGACUCGCUCACGUUAUCCUUCCUGGCCUUCGUCCUGGGCAACCGGCAAGACAAACUCCUGCCAGAAGACUUCCAGGUGGAGGGGAAGAAAGGUACUCUCAGUACUGACCAGACUACUUGCAAUGGACCUGGAGUCCAUUAG